This is a messenger RNA of Magallana angulata, 1543 nucleotides long. RefSeq lists its product as uncharacterized. Gene Ontology annotation, molecular function: nucleic acid binding. The transcript has a single exon. Bases 390 to 1532 code for a protein of 380 amino acids. Gene Ontology annotation, biological process: DNA integration. The record is from RefSeq and is a predicted model, not a curated record. Lineage: Eukaryota; Metazoa; Mollusca; Bivalvia; Ostreida; Ostreidae.
GCAAAGACAUUUCCAAUUGGGUUGAUCAGUGUGACAGGUGCUUGAAGUUUAAAACACCCAACAACCAACGUGCGUCACUGGUCAACAUAUCAACUACUCAACCUCUUGAACUUGUAUGUGUGGAUUUUUUGACAUUAGAACCAGCCAAGGGUGGAAUUCAGAACAUAUUAGUUAUCACAGACCAUUUUACCAAAUUUGCAGUAGCUAUACCAACUAAAAACCAGACUGCCAAGACCACAGCAGAUGCAUUAUUAAAUCACUUCAUUAUCCCUUAUGGACUUCCAAGAAAAAUACAUUCUGACCAAGGAACAAAUUUUUCUAGUAAACUUAUUCAAGAAUUAUGUUUAAUUACAGGUAUCAGUAAGUCCAGAACCACACCAUACCACCCUAUGGGCAACGGUGUAACCGAAAGGUUCAACAGAACUCUCAUUUCCAUGCUUGGUACACUUGAGCCCGAACAGAAGUCCAACUGGAAAUCAUACAUUGGCCCAUUGAUCCAUGCGUACAAUGCCACCAAACAUGACACAACUGGAUUCUCGCCUUUUUAUCUCAUGUUUGGCAGAGAACCAAAUAUGCCAGUUGAUUUAGUGUUUGGGUUGGACAAUGGUGAGAGGAAUAAGAGUAUUUCCAGUUAUGUGAAAAACCUGAAAGAGCGAUUGAAGUUUGCCUACACCAUCGCUGGUACAGCAACAAAGAUUUGUCAAUCGAGGAACAAGGCCAUAUAUGACUCGAAGACAAAGGGAGUUUCGCUUGGUACUGGAGACAGGGUACUAGUGAAGGUGGUUGCAUAUGACGGGAAGCAUAAGAUCGCUGACCGUUGGGAGGAUCAUCCCUACAUAGUCAUAAGUCAACCUAUCACUGGUAUUCCUGUAUAUAAGGUAAGUAGGGAAGAUGGGGAAGGGAGAUGCAAGACUCUCCAUCGUAAUUUACUUCUCCCCAUUGGAACAAGGGUUCCAUCUCCAGUACCAAUGCCAGCACCAAGAACUAGAGUGAAGCGAAAGGAUACAUGUCCGGACAAUCAGUCCAUAUCACCAUCUUCAAAGGAUGUCGAUGAUGAUGAUGAAUCUGAGUAUUAUGUACUAGGUACCGGUACCAAGACUCAAAGAGACCAGAAUGUGGAGGACGCUCCAUUGUCCAUCAGUGAUAAAACUGAUGAAGAUGACCAAGGUCCAGAGUCAGUAGUUGACGAGGAAGAUCAAGAUGUUCAUGAAACGCUUCAUAACCUUGAUCCAGAAGAUCAUCUAGAAGUUUCCUCUGUCGAGGAAACAGAGUCUGUGAGAGAUUCUUCUGUUGAGGAGACAGAAAUAGACUCCGAAGAAGAUUCCACUCCCCAAAAGGCAACACAGAGAGUGUCAUCAAGAAACAGAGUCAGGCCAAAGUGGACAAAAGAUUAUGUAAUGUCCCAGCAAGUGCAGCCUCCGGAAUGGCUUCAAAGAGCUAAUUACCUGCAAAUACUUGCAACAACCGGAGUAUUCGACAAAAUUGAUAAAGAUUCUGCAAAAGCCCUGGUAACUAUCACCACAGGCAAGUAGUGUUUUAAUUU